Messenger RNA from Larimichthys crocea (large yellow croaker), 4869 nucleotides. It is a transcript of the gene atp2b3b, whose product is annotated as ATPase plasma membrane Ca2+ transporting 3b. The record is from RefSeq and is a predicted model, not a curated record. Gene Ontology annotation, molecular function: ATP binding; P-type calcium transporter activity; PDZ domain binding. Gene Ontology annotation, biological process: calcium ion transmembrane transport; regulation of cytosolic calcium ion concentration. Lineage: Eukaryota; Metazoa; Chordata; Actinopteri; Sciaenidae. The coding region runs from base 1205 to 4771 and encodes 1188 amino acids. Gene Ontology annotation, cellular component: plasma membrane; intracellular membrane-bounded organelle. The transcript is spliced from 26 exons.
UCGCCCGGUUCUUCUCGCGGAUGCUGCGACCGAGCUUCUGUGCGCGCGGGCUCUCGCAGCGGCUGAACCCCUCCUCCUCCUCCUCCUCCUCCUCCAAAGAUGUCGCAUGAGCUUCUCGUCUCACCGCGGCGUUUUUUCUUUUCUCUUUUCUCUUUUUUCUUUUCCUCACCACUGCUCCUAACACUUCACGGAAUUCGGUCAAAUUAGCAGCUCCUCUCACCGCCCGGAGCAGCUCUGCCCCCCUUCUCCUCUUCUCCUCCUCCCGCAACGGAGAGGUGUUUAAACCCUCAACCCGGCGCAUCCUCUCUCUCUCUCUCUCUCUCUCUCUCUCUCUCUCUCUCUCCUCUCAUCCGCCGCAGAACUCCGCCGACCAUCCGUCAGGUGACCGCGCUGGAGCGGAAUAUUCAUCAGCACCGUCGUCGUCUUUCAUCCCCUCCACACUCCUCGGGACUCCAAGGCUGCUGCCGCAGCCCCUGGUCUCCCCGCCUCUCCCCCUUUUCCCCCCCGUAUCCUCUCAUCCGGGCUGGGACACUCUCCGCUCCGAGCACACGCAGAUUAACGGGGAUUCUGCCUCCCCGCCCGCGCGCUGAUGCUGAUGUCCUUGAGCUCGGCCUGCACGGUCCUGGUGGUGCAGCAGUAGCUACCUCUGAACUGGAUCCACUUCCUCUCUCUCUGAUUUAUCAGCCACCUUUGCCCCACUUUCCAUCCGUCCAUCAUACCUCCAUCCCCGUCUGUAAGUCUGUCAGCCCGUCCGUCCGUCCGUCCAUGGACUGGCUGUGACCCUGGAGGGAGGGGGACAGAAAACAAGGAAAGAGCGGAGUUGCAGAGGAAACAAAGUAAAAAGAAAGCUGGAUUCAUUCAGACAUCACGCUUCUGAAGUGCCCCUGCUCGCUGUCCUUGAUCCCCCUCACCUUCCUCCUCCUCCUGUUAUGGAGGAUUAAAGGAGCAGUGGGAGGCUAGGCUAAGAUAGUGAGGAGGAAAAAAAUUUACAACCAACGCCCCUUCAUUGCCCUUAAAUAAUAUUAAGAAAGGCUUUAGGUGUGUCAUUUUAUUUACACAUUUUUAAGUAAGAAACCAAGACAGAACCGAGAUUCUGACCGUUGAGCACAUGAACAACCCUCCACCAACCAAACGAAAGGGGAACUGAGUUGAGGACAGACUACGGAGAGAAAGGAGGACCGAAACAGAAAAAAACCUUACUGACAUGUCAACAACAGCCACGAUGGGUGAAAUGGCAAACAGUGCGGUGGAGUUUUAUCCCAAAGGGACUCGAGGCACGGGUGGAGGAGGAGGAAGGCCAGAUGGAAGCCAUGCAGGGGGAGACUUCGGGGUCACGGUAAUGGAGCUCAGGGAGCUGAUGGAGCUCAGAGGGACCGACGCCCUGCAGAAGAUCCAGGACAGCUACGGAGACACAGAGGGGCUCUGUCAGAGACUACAGUCCAGCACCACUGAAGGUCUCAGUGGGGACCCAGCAGACCUGGAGCGCCGGGGCCAAACAUUUGGCCAAAACUUCAUCCCUCCUAAGAAGCCCAAGACUUUCAUGGAGCUGGUGUGGGAGGCCUUACAGGACGUCACGCUCAUCAUCUUGGAGGCCGCUGCCAUCAUCUCCCUUGGCCUCUCUUUCUACCAGCCUCCCGGAAAGGAUACUGAAUCAUGUGGGAACGUGUCAGCUGGAGAGGAAGAAGAAGAGGGUGACACUGGCUGGAUUGAGGGUGCAGCCAUCCUGCUGUCUGUGGUGUGUGUCGUCCUGGUUACGGCGUUUAACGACUGGUCCAAAGAGAAGCAGUUCCGUGGUCUACAGAGUCGGAUCGAGCAAGAACAGAAGUUCACUGUCGUGCGGAAAGGAAACGUCAUCCAGAUCCCUGUCGCUGACAUGGUGGUGGGAGACAUGGCGCAGGUCAAAUAUGGGGACCUGCUGCCAGCUGAUGGUAUCUUGGUUCAAGCGAACGACCUGAAGAUAGAUGAGAGCUCUCUUACAGGAGAGUCUGACCACGUACGCAAGUCUGUGGAUAAGGACCCCAUGCUGCUCUCAGGUACCCAUGUGAUGGAGGGCUCGGGCAGGAUGCUUGUGACAGCUGUAGGAGUCAACUCGCAGACGGGCAUCAUCUUCACCCUGCUGGGUGCUGGAGAAAUGGAGGAAGAUGGGAAGGAGAAGAAAGGAAAACAACCUGAUGGAGCUGUGGAGAACAAUCAGAACAAAGCCAAGAAGCAGGAUGGGGGUGUUGCCAUGGAGAUGCAACCCCUGAAGAGUGCCGAGGGAGGGGAGGUAGAGGACAGAGAGAAGAAGAAGACCAACAUUCCAAAGAAAGAGAAGAGCGUGUUGCAGGGCAAGCUCACCAAACUGGCUGUUCAGAUUGGCAAAGCAGGUUUGGUGAUGUCGGCCAUCACCGUCAUCAUCCUGGUGCUGUAUUUUGUCAUCAACACGUUUGUCGUUGAAGGUCACACAUGGUUGACAGAGUGUACUCCGGUCUACAUCCAGUACUUUGUCAAGUUCUUCAUCAUUGGCGUCACUGUGCUGGUAGUGGCUGUCCCAGAGGGCUUACCUCUCGCUGUCACCAUCUCUCUGGCUUACUCUGUGAAGAAAAUGAUGAAGGACAACAACCUUGUACGCCACCUGGAUGCCUGUGAGACCAUGGGCAAUGCCACAGCCAUCUGCUCUGACAAGACCGGCACCCUCACCACCAAUCGCAUGACUGUGGUGCAGACUUUCUUAGGUGACGUGCACCACCGUGUGGUCCCAGACCCUGGACUGGUCAAUCCCCGGACGAUGGAUCUAUUAGUCAAUGCUAUUGCUAUCAACAGCGCCUACACCUCCAAGAUUUUACCACCUGAUGUGGAGGGGGGUCUGGCUAAGCAGGUGGGCAACAAGACGGAGUGUGGCCUGCUGGGAUUUGUGUUAGACCUGCAGCAAGACUACGCCCCUGUCAGAGAGCAGAUCCCUGAGGAGAGACUGUACAAGGUGUAUACGUUCAACUCAGUGCGUAAAUCCAUGAGCACGGUGAUCAAGCUGCCUGACGGAUCCUUCCGCCUCUAUAGCAAAGGAGCCUCUGAGAUCAUGCUGAAGAAGUGUUCCUACAUCCUCGAUCCCAAUGGAGAAGCACGCGGUUUCCGCCCUCGUGACAGAGAUGAGAUGGUCAAACAGGUGAUUGAGCCAAUGGCAUGUGAAGGGUUGAGGACCAUCUGCAUUGCAUACCGCGACCUCCCAUCCAAUCCGGAGCCAGACUGGGAAAACGAGGCAGAAAUAGUGACAGAGUUGACCUGCAUAACAGUGGUUGGGAUAGAGGACCCUGUGCGGCCUGAGGUGCCCGAUGCCAUCCGUAAGUGUCAGCGUGCAGGCAUCACGGUGCGGAUGGUGACUGGUGAUAACAUUAACACAGCCAGGGCCAUCGCUGCUAAAUGUGGCAUUAUCCACCCUGGUGAUGACUUUAUCUGUCUAGAGGGAAAAGACUUCAACCGACGAAUCAGGAACGAGAAAGGAGAGAUCGAACAGGAACGUAUCGACAAAAUCUGGCCCAAACUCCGCGUGCUGGCCCGGUCCUCGCCUACAGACAAACACACACUAGUCAAAGGCAUCAUCGACAGCACCGUCAUAGAACAGAGGCAGGUUGUCGCAGUAACAGGAGAUGGAACCAAUGACGGGCCAGCUUUGAAGAAAGCUGAUGUGGGCUUUGCCAUGGGCAUCGCAGGGACAGACGUGGCUAAAGAGGCGUCUGACAUCAUCCUGACUGAUGACAACUUCAGCAGUAUUGUCAAGGCGGUGAUGUGGGGACGAAAUGUCUAUGACAGCAUCUCCAAGUUCCUGCAGUUCCAGCUCACAGUCAACGUAGUGGCUGUCAUAGUGGCCUUCACCGGGGCCUGCAUCACUCAGGACUCUCCUCUGAAGGCGGUGCAGAUGCUGUGGGUGAAUCUGAUCAUGGACACGUUUGCUUCUCUGGCCCUGGCCACCGAGCCCCCCACGGAGGCCCUGUUGCUACGGAAACCCUACGGCCGGAACAACCCACUCAUCUCACUAACCAUGAUGAAGAACAUCCUGGGCCAUGGAGUGUACCAGCUGGUCAUCAUCUUCACCUUGCUGUUCAUAGGUGAGCGCAUGUUUAACAUCGACAGUGGCCGCAACGCCCCACUCCACUCCCCUCCCUCUGAGCACUACACCAUCAUCUUCAACACCUUCGUCCUCAUGCAACUUUUCAACGAGAUCAAUGCUCGCAAAAUCCACGGAGAGAGAAACGUCUUUGACGGAAUAUUUUCCAACCCCAUCUUCUGUUCCAUCGUUUUGGGGACGUUUGCUGUGCAGAUCGUGAUCGUGCAAUGGGGAGGGAAGCCCUUCAGCUGUGCCCCGCUCAACGUGGAGCAGUGGCUCUGGUGUCUGUUCGUGGGAGUUGGAGAGCUGCUCUGGGGGCAGGUGAUCGCCACAGUGCCGACAGAGCGUCUGCCAUGCCUGAAGGAGGCGGGCCUGGGCCUGGAGCCCGGGGAGGAGGAAGGGGAGGAGCUGGCAGAGGACGAGGAGGAGAUCGACUGCGCUGAGAGAGAGCUGCGCCGCGGACAGAUCCUCUGGUUCAGAGGCCUCAACCGCAUCCAGACCCAGAUGGAGGUAGUGAGCACGUUCAAGCGAAGCGGUUCGUUUCAGGGAGCGGUGAGAAGGCGCUCCUCUGUGCUCAGUCAGCUCCACGACGUAAACACUAUCUCUACCCCCUCUCACGUAGCUCUCUCCACUGCAACAGCCAAUACCAGCCCAGCCCCCGGGAAUGCGAGUAGUGAAAGCAUUCCGUAGUUCGCUGUACGAGGGCCGGGAGAAACCGGAAUCCCGCAACUCCAUCCACAAUUUCAUGGCCCACCCAGAGUUCCUCAUCAACGACCUCAUCCACAACA